Messenger RNA from Mucor mucedo, 859 nucleotides. Its product is annotated as cytochrome b5-like heme/steroid binding domain-containing protein. The transcript is spliced from 5 exons. NCBI's taxonomy places the organism in Eukaryota, Fungi, Mucoromycota, Mucoromycetes, Mucorales, Mucoraceae. The record is from RefSeq and is a predicted model, not a curated record. Gene Ontology annotation, molecular function: heme binding. The coding region runs from base 90 to 545 and encodes 151 amino acids.
CUUCCAUCAACUGGAGCACCUAUUGAUUGGCUUAUAUAAAUAAAACAUUUUUUUUUUUCUUUUUCUUUUUUUCUUUAAUCUCUUUCAUCAUGUCCUCUCCUCCUUCAUUUGCACUUGUCGAUCCCGAUAAUCAAGAACAUCAAGUUCCCGAAUUUCCUUCUCGUGAUGGACCUCAGCGACUUGUAGCUGCAGCAACAAAGCAACCUCGUAAUCGAGAAAAGAUUCGGCUCGAACCCGGUCAUUCACCCUUAGAUUGGGCUAAACUCGUUUCUUCUGGCAAGGAUCUUCGAGGAGUGAGUCAGUUGGGAAGAUAUACGCUAGAAGAGAUUCGUCAGCAUAGAACACAGGAGGAUGCAUGGACUGCAAUUGCAGGUAAAGUGUAUAAUAUGACACCGUACCUUAAAUUUCAUCCUGGUGGUGUCAAAGAUUUAAUGCGUGUGGCUGGCAGAGACGGAACAAAGUUAUUUAUGAUGACGCAUUCAUGGGUGAAUAUAGAUUACCUUAUGGAAAAGUGUAUGGUUGGUUUCUUGGUUCCCUCAAAUUAGAAUAAAGCCUUUUAUUGCGUAAUAGUGUCACAAUGUAUGUAUAUAAAUGACCUACUGUUUUCUUUUGCUUUUUUUUAUUUCCUUUCUUUCUCUAAAUAAAAAAACAAUGCCCGACGAUAAAAAGGUUAAGCCUACUUUCUGGAAUCCACGUGUGGAUCCUGAUACCAUCAAAUUUCCCAAAAGCGAAUCGUUUGAUAGACCAAGAGUCAUUGAUUUCUCGGAUGUUGCCUGGAACAGAAAGAAUGAAUUCUGGACACAAAAAGAGCCCAUGACCGAAAUCGACUAUCGUAAAAAGAAAUAAACACGUUAUUCCA